This is a messenger RNA of Trichosporon asahii var. asahii CBS 2479, 1575 nucleotides long. RefSeq lists its product as uncharacterized. NCBI's taxonomy places the organism in Eukaryota, Fungi, Basidiomycota, Tremellomycetes, Trichosporonales, Trichosporonaceae. Bases 1 to 1575 code for a protein of 524 amino acids. The transcript is spliced from 3 exons. Gene Ontology annotation, molecular function: ubiquitin binding. The record is from RefSeq and is a predicted model, not a curated record. Gene Ontology annotation, cellular component: endoplasmic reticulum.
AUGACCCCGGACCAGCAGGCCGCCCUCGACCAGCUGUCCGCUAUCACGGCAGCAGCCACCGAGGCAGAAAGGGACAGGGACGAACGUCUCCUCCGCAAGAACGGCUGGAACGUAGAGGCGACGGUCAAUGAGAUAUUCACCGGCGGCGGCCAGAUGCCCAACCCCAGCGAGACGCUGAAGGUCGAGACUGAGUCGUCGACUUUCGCGCCGGCAGACGGGGAUAUGGCGCCGCGGAGGCGUUUGUCGGGCACUGCAGUUCCCGUGACCGCGCGACGCCAAGCCUCUGUCGGACUCGGCCUUUGGGAGACAAUCGUCUGGCCAUUCUCCGUUCUGGCUUCCAUUCUGACGGGUACAUGGUACUUCUUCAUUCGUACCUUUGUACCGCUUUCGCUCCUUCCUCAUCUGCCCCGAUUCUUGCUUCCCCCGCCGUCUCGAGCACCUCCGACUGGUCCCCGGGAUCCGACAACGUCUUCGCUGCGCUUUGUCCGUGACCUCGAGACUCUGACUGGCGGAUCAUCGGCUACAGGCAACCUCCCCGACUUCUUCAUCGGCCCGUACCGCGAGUUCCUCGCCGAGGUGCGCAAGCAGGGCAAGGUCGGCGCUGUCGUUCUGGUCAGCUCGGAGCACGAGAACGACGAGGAGUUCAAGCGCGACGUAUUGUCUGACCCCGAGUUUGUCAAGUGUUUGAAGGACAAUGACAUUCUGGUUUGGGGAGCGGACAUCUCGUCACGCGAGGGCUACAUGGUUGCCCAGACGCUUCUCACAACGACGUACCCGAGCAUCACGUUCGCCUCGCUUCUUCCCCCGGCUUCGUCCUCUGUCUCCGGCAGCACGUCCCCGCGUCUCACGAUUCUCACGACCGUCGCCGGCCCGCCGUCAACUGUCACAAACACCGCCAGCUUCAUACAGGUCAUCUCGACGCAAAUCCUUCCGCGCACCAACGCCUUCCUGCAGCGGCUGCGGCGCGAGCGCCUGCGACUCGAGGAGGCGCGGCAUUUGCGUGAGGAGCAAGACCGCGCUUUCCGCGAGGCAGAGCGGAAGGACAGGGAGCGACUGGACGCUCAGCGGCAACAACGCGAGCUGGAGCGUGUGCAGCGGGAACGUGCCGAGCGCGAGGCAGAAGCCAAGGCGAAGGCGAUCGAGGACCGACAGCAGUGGCGGCGGUAUGCGCGCAAGCACCUGCUUCCUCCGAACGAGGGAUCUGUCCGCGUCGCUGUGCGCACACCAUUAAGUGCCGAGCGACACGUUCGCGCCUUCACGCCCGGCCCGAGCACGCUCCCGCUGUUCGUGUACGCCGAGACGCUCCUGAUCCCACCCGAGGACAGCCCAGACAGCGAUCCCGACUCCCCGCCCGAAGGGUACGAGCACGCCUGGGACUUCAGGCUCGUUACGCACUUCCCUCGCCGCACCGUGGAGAUGACAGAGGUCGGCGGCGAGGAGGUGUGGAGCAUGGUCAAGUCGGCUGGCGGCGCGCUGUUCGCGGAGAAGAUUGAGGGCAGUGCGUGGGGAGACGCGGAGAAGGCGAGCACAGCGGGAGACAGCAGCGACGAGGAGAUCCUGAGCGACUCGGACUGA